AUGUCCGGCGGGACGAUUCGGGAGCGGGCUGCAGCCUGCCAACAACUGUUUGCACAAUGCCUGUCUCUGACACACGGCGAACACAUGGCCUGGUUCGAGAUGCGCCGCGGCGAGUUCAACAUCUGGGCUUUUGGUCUGCAGGCUCUAAGUUCUGGCAAGUCAUCGCUCGACUAUCGUGUGAGGAACCGAAGUGAUGUCAGCGGGAUCAUAGUCGCUUUGCUGGGCGGCUUGUCGGAAGAUCUCGAAGAUUGCAUUAGUAUAGACAGGAAGCUCUCAUCAGAAGCUACUGGCGAUGUCGCCUCGUCAGAACUCGACGAACAAGGCGGCGAAGACUUUGAUUUCGCCGGCUUUUCCGAUGAUGAAGCAAGCUCUGAAUCUAGUGCCUCGACAUCAGAAGGUGGACCGUUUUCUCUACAAAUGUACAAUAUCAGGACGAUUAUUGCCCAGCUGACGCGGUUCUCAUCCAUGAUUCGGAGAUCGGGAACAAAGUUCCGCUUCAAACGAGCAGACGCAGCCCUUGCUCUCAGGGAGUCGGAAUUCAACGAGUUUAAGGAGCAAUUGACGAACAUGGUCAUGAUUAGAAGCAUCAAAUUUGAUGUUGGAGACCCGACGAGUUUCGAGGUAUUUCAAGAUAAGAUGAAUACUGAUCUACUCACACCAGUGCAAAAGCGUCUUAUCCAUGGCAACGUCCUCAGGAGGAAUAGGAUUGUAGAGGCCACAAAGGACAUGCGACCAAUCGAACCCCAGGCCAAGGGCGGGCUGGAGGAUCCAAUGCACGAUUCGACGUUCAUGCCAGAAAUCAAAAUGCCAAUUCCAACACCGAUGCCGCAUGUCAAAGCAGAGCCGUCAAAAGCAGGCGGUACAGUCAAGUCUAGCGCUCAGUCCAGAGUCGGCAGUAUCGCAAGAAGCGCGACCGAGAUUGGGUCUCAACUGGGCUUGCAACUGGCGCCGCCCAAAGCAGCCCCUUCAGUCAUGACCAAAAUGACCAAGAUUGGCAUCAGCCAAGACUAUCCUAAAUGCCCAAAGCCAAUCUCGGAUGAUUUCAUACAGUGUCCUUACUGUGCCGAUGUACUCCCCACUGAAUACAGGAGCCACAGCUCGAGAUGGAGAGGUCAUGUGGCUCAUGAUAUCCUGCCUUAUAUGUGCUUUUACGAAGAGUGCCCAUUGGCGGAUGAAAUGUACUUGACCUCGGAGGAACUGAUCAGUCACGUUCGAGAAUAUCACGCAACAACAAUGUGGACAUGCAAUUUCUGCCUCCCCACAUCCAGCGAGACCAAGUUAUGCGUUUUUGGGUCAUCAGUCCAAUGGCAAGAACACAUGCAACAGGCUCAUGGAGGCAUCGUACCUGUGCAACAACUCUCGUCUUUGGCUCGCGUCAGCGAACGCCAGGUCAUCCAGGCCACGUCCUGCCCCCUGUGCGCGCAUACGCCCGUGGGGAUACAGACUACAGUUGAUCAGCACAUUCUUCAGCAUUUACAUGAAUUCGCCCUCUGGAGCCUACCACCAGGAGUCAAUCGUGAUACGGAAGGCUCGAUUUCGAAUAGUUCAGUUGGUGGCUUGAGUAUCAAUACUGACUUGGACGAUUCGGAUGAGAAAGAGCCGUAUAUUGAAAUCAAUUUACUUCCAGAGGGCAUCAACACGCUGAUAAAGCACUUGCAUUCCCUUGCCAGGACGAAGGGAGGCGACUCUGGUCUUCCUGUCGAUCUCACGCGCUGCUUCAGUCUUCUAGAUUCCUUCGCCUCUAUGAAUGAUCGGGAAUGGGAUCAAUUGCAAGUAAUAUAUCCGCAUGCGCUUGCACGGCUACAAAUGAUGGUUCAAGGAGGGAGUUUUGCUUUUCCGUCACUUCCAUCGAUGUACCUACCUGGCGAGAGCCUCGUGAUUGACGUUCUUGACCCGCUUCAAAUCGAGCUCGAAGUCUUGAAUGAUAUCCGUUCAGAGAAUACCCCCACGUUAGAUGAGCUGCCCAUUAAGCCGAAGCUCGACUUGACCGUUCCACGAUGGCCUCACCUGGAACCGAGAUACAGCACACCCUUUUUCAAGGCUCUUGAAACUUUCGUAUUUGGAAGACAGAACGGAUUCCUGGCUCUUCUAGAUAUUCCAAUGUUUUCAGCACGUCCACUUUUUUCUGAAUUCGCUUUGCGCUUCAGGCCUCCUGGCUCACGGAUAUUCUUUAUAGAUCUUGAUGGGGCUGAUUUCAACCGGGUGAUGGGAAUCGGCGACCUGGAUAAAGCAUUUCGACAGAUGGCCUCGCAGCUCCUGGACACGCCGGACUUUUUGGACGUUCUCGUGCAGGCUGGCCGCGGCAGUGGCCUUGUUGAGGCCAUGCUCCGGGUAGCCAACAGCAGAGCCAAAGAGCAGUGGGUAGUCAUCAUCCACAACAUUCUCAUGCCCCUGGGUGAGUUCUUGCGCCGAGAUACAGCCAAAGAUGACUGCAUACAAAUGCCGAGAAUAUCACACCAGGGGUCGGUCAUCAUCACUAGCUUUCAGAAGCACCCGCAGUCGCCGCUUCCUGAGCCGCUGGAUGUGCACAGAAUCUUCUACCGCCGCCCCGGGCUUAGUUUCUAUCGAACUGAUGAUGUCAACUAUGCAAAAAGACAUCGAAUUGAUACCCCGAGUGCUGUUCCUGCAUCUCUGGCUUCGGACAACCUUCUUAGCCAGACCAAUAACAGCACCAUCAGUCGCGAUAAAAGCAGCGAUGAAGACAGAUAUCGAGAUGCUGUCGCAAGUGCUUCUUCUGCACGUCUGACUUUUAGACCAAAAGAUGACAAGAGCAAUCGGCCACAAGCACCUCAAUCUCGUGAUGAUACUUCGCCCAUCCCACCCAAUGGUGCAGCGGGCUAUGACGACAACCCGACAUAA
Messenger RNA from Pestalotiopsis fici W106-1, 2859 nucleotides. RefSeq lists its product as uncharacterized. The transcript has 4 exons. The coding region runs from base 1 to 2859 and encodes 952 amino acids. The record is from RefSeq and is a predicted model, not a curated record. Lineage: Eukaryota; Fungi; Ascomycota; Sordariomycetes; Amphisphaeriales; Sporocadaceae.